Cicer arietinum (chickpea) is the source of this 1424-nucleotide messenger RNA. Its product is annotated as acid phosphatase 1. NCBI's taxonomy places the organism in Eukaryota, Viridiplantae, Streptophyta, Magnoliopsida, Fabales, Fabaceae. The record is from RefSeq and is a predicted model, not a curated record. Gene Ontology annotation, molecular function: acid phosphatase activity.
ACGGAAUAUUUCAAACGCCGUCAACCCGACGUUAGCAACAGUUCUCAAUCUCUCUCAAUUGCUUCACUCUUACGUCACGUCAGGUCAGGUAACGGUGUAACGCCACGCCCCUUUCGUUCACCCAAAGAAGUAGUAUUCCUGUUCAACGGGGCAAAGCAUUUCUCAGUUCUUUCCUUUCCCUUUUCCUUUCCUUUUCCUUCCUCACACUGACUUUCCGUCCAUUUAAAAACUCCCUCAAUUUCAAUAUUCCCAUUCAUUUUCUCCAUUGGUUCCACACAUUAUGACUCUUCCUCCCUUGAAACUCUUCCUUCUAUUCUCCCUCUUCUCAAUUUCCUUCUCUCACGAGACUCCAAGUUCCCACGACCAUCACCACGUCUUUCCGAGACCGUUGAUUUUAGAAUACUCAGAACUCGAGGAAGAAGUGAGGUUGAGGUGUAGCAGCUGGAGAUUCGCGGGAGAAGCGAACAAUUUGAGUCCAUGGAAGACAGUGCCGAAAGAAUGCGCUGAAUAUGUGAAGGAAUAUAUGACUGGAAAAGGAUAUGUUUAUGACCUAGAAAUUGUUUCUAAGGAAGCAGAGGAAUAUGCGAAGAGUGUUCAACUUAAUGAGGAUGGAUUGGAUGCUUGGAUUUUUGAUAUUGAUGAGACUUUGCUCUCUAAUUUACCCUAUUAUGCUGCACAUGGAUUCGGGUUGCAGGUUUUUGACCAUGCUAAGUUUGAUGAUUGGGUGGUGAAGGGGGUAGCCCCAGCCAUAGAACCCAGUUUAAAACUCUAUGAAGAUGUUUUGAAUCUGGGGUAUAAGGUCAUUCUACUUACAGGGCGGAGUGAACAACAUAGGGCUGUUACUGUUGAUAAUUUGAUAAAUGCUGGGUUUCGGGAUUGGCACCAGCUCAUAUUAAGAGGCUCAGAUGACAAAGGGAAACGAGCUGUUAUUUACAAAUCAGAGAAGAGGAGUGAGAUGGAAAAAGAUGGAUACAGGAUUCUUGGAAAUUCUGGUGAUCAAUGGAGCGAUUUGAUAGGUUCUUCAUUAUCUGUUAAGUCCUUCAAGCUUCCAAAUCCCAUGUAUUACAUUUCUUAGCAAUUCUCAUUUAUAUGCAAAUAAUCGCUCUAAAAAAUUCUGAGCUGUACAUAAAUGGAAGUCACUAAUUCAUAGUAUAUUGCACAAGCCAUUGAAACUCCAGUAUAAACAAACUCAAUUAAACUUUCGUUGUUAAAAACUUGUUUUAACUUGUCAGCACAAAGAAAGCUUGUAUUUGUCCGUUUUAAACAUUGUUGUGCGUAGUUUUCUUUAUUGCACUAAUAAGCUUGAACUUGCAAUAAUUUGAUUUGCAAAAUCUUAAUGUUCAAAUUUAUGUAAUCAUUCAUAAACUUGUUGAGCAUUUCAAAAUGCUUUUGAUUGUUUAAUAAACACAAUGCCUCUAGAAAAA